AUGAAAUUACAACUCCCAAACCUCCUCUUCGUGGCCUCCGCCGCCGCUCUGACCUCCAGCGCCGCAGCCCAAGUCAGCUUUGACUUCGGCAUCGGCCCGCCGACGUCGAACUUCUGCGGCGGCGCGACGGGGGCCUGCGAGCUGCCCGACGGCUCCCUGCUCUGUUGCUCGGGCGGCGUCUCGUGCGGGUCCAACCACGUCUGCAAAUACGACGCCGCCGAGGGCAAAGCUUUCUGCGAUUGUCGGGGCAAUUGCUCCCCCGGGCAGAAUAACACGAAUUCGUGCACUUGUUCCUAA
Molecule: messenger RNA, 297 nt
Organism: Fonsecaea erecta
Lineage: Eukaryota; Fungi; Ascomycota; Eurotiomycetes; Chaetothyriales; Herpotrichiellaceae
Exons: 2
Coding region: 1-297 (98 amino acids)
Source: RefSeq, a predicted model, not a curated record